Messenger RNA from Drosophila arizonae, 896 nucleotides. RefSeq names its product (3R)-3-hydroxyacyl-CoA dehydrogenase. Gene Ontology annotation, molecular function: quinone binding; oxidoreductase activity, acting on the CH-OH group of donors, NAD or NADP as acceptor. Gene Ontology annotation, biological process: fatty acid biosynthetic process. Lineage: Eukaryota; Metazoa; Arthropoda; Insecta; Diptera; Drosophilidae. The record is from RefSeq and is a predicted model, not a curated record.
UCACACUGCAGCCGAGAGAGCUGCGCAGGUGGCGUGUUGUUUACUCGCGUUUGACUGUCGCUAAGUCGUUGGCUGUGAUUAGGUUUAUAUUGCCCAAAUCCCCACACUUACGCACACAUACACACACACACAUUAUGGCAAGCGGAUUACUGGCUGGCAAGGUGGCAUUCGUGACAGGCGCCGGCUCUGGCAUCGGCCGAGCCACCUGUCGCAUUCUGGCACGUGAUGGGGCCAAGGUCAUUGCGGCGGAUCGCAAUCUGCAGGCGGCGCAGGAGACGGCCCAGCAGCUGGGCGCGGAGCGUGCCGCCGCGCUCGAGGUGGACGUCUCGUCGGCGUCGAGCGUGCAGAGCGCCGUGGCCGCGGCGCUGGCCAAGUUCCAGCAGGCGCCCAGCAUAGUGGUCAACUCGGCGGGCAUAACGCGCGACGGGUACAUGCUGAAGAUGCCGGAGCACGACUACGACGAUGUCUACAGCGUCAAUUUGAAGGGCACGUUCCUGGUGACGCAACAGUUCGCCAAGGCGAUGAUCGAGCAGCGGCUGAGCGAGUGCAGCAUCGUCAAUCUGUCCAGCAUUGUGGCCCGGCUGAACAAUGUGGGCCAGGCCAACUAUGCGGCCACCAAGGCGGGCGUCAUCUCCUUCACGGAGGUGGCCUCCAAGGAGUUCGGCAAGUUCGGCAUACGCGUCAAUUGCAUUCUGCCCGGCUACAUAGACACGCCCAUGGUGGCCGUGGUGCCCGAGAAGAUCAAGCAGCAGGUGGUGCAGCGCUGUCCCCUGGGUCGUCUCGGGCAGCCCGAAGAGAUCGCCGAGGUGAUCGCCUUCCUCGCCUCCCAGAAGUCCGCCUACGUGAAUGGAGCUGCCAUCGAGGUGACCGGCGGCCUCAAGUGAAUCAACAAUAAG